AUGGCUUUUGUAUUCUAUCUAAAAGAUUUCAACUCGGACAUAGUAGUGAUGAUUCAAUCUUUAGGAGGUAACACUCUUCCGCAAGCAUUUGAUAUAGCAGUCCAAGCUAAAAACAACCUUAUUGACAUUGGAAAGCUAUCCCCUCACCCUAUAAUGCUAGUAUUCUCUGAAAUAUCUACCCAAGUCAUGGAGGAAGCCGCUCCUAGUACUUCUGCUCCACAAUCUAUGUAUUCAUUCCCUACUCCCCAAACUGCUUCUUCGGCUACUGAAGCGCAGCCAGUGUUAAGGCCAGCGCCGGCCCCGCCCAGCCCGGCGGCCACCGCUCGGCCACCAGCACGCCGCCGCCCAGCGCAGCCCGCAACCCGCAACCCGCCUGCCGCUAGCAGCCCGCGCACCGCCGCCAGCUCGCCCGCGCCCAGCCAGCGCGCCGCCCACGCGCCGCCGCCUCCUGCGCCCGCCCCUGGUCGCCCAGAGGACCAGGGGCUGAUUUUUUUUUAG
Molecule: messenger RNA, 498 nt
Organism: Cryptomeria japonica (Japanese cedar)
Lineage: Eukaryota; Viridiplantae; Streptophyta; Pinopsida; Cupressales; Cupressaceae
Product: predicted GPI-anchored protein 58
Exons: 2
Coding region: 1-498 (165 amino acids)
Source: RefSeq, a predicted model, not a curated record